Molecule: messenger RNA, 2401 nt
Organism: Andrographis paniculata
Lineage: Eukaryota; Viridiplantae; Streptophyta; Magnoliopsida; Lamiales; Acanthaceae
Product: LEAF RUST 10 DISEASE-RESISTANCE LOCUS RECEPTOR-LIKE PROTEIN KINASE-like 1.3
Exons: 4
Coding region: 1-2187 (728 amino acids)
Biological process (GO): protein phosphorylation
Molecular function (GO): protein kinase activity; polysaccharide binding; ATP binding
Source: RefSeq, a predicted model, not a curated record
AUGUAUCCCUUUCGAUGUGUCUGUCAUAGUCCACCAAAUCCCAUUCCCACUGAAGCUUCCCAGGAAAAAACCAUUAAUGGCGAAUUUCGUCAAAAUUCCACCAAGUCCUCCACCAUCUUCCAUGAUCAUCUUUCAUUUCUGAGAAACCCUCUGAACGAAAAGAUGAAUAUCCUCAAGAUCCUGCUAGUCCUAGGAAUCCCUGCAGUCUGUUUCUGUCAAGAAGAUCAGCUCUAUGAAACCUGCAGGCAGCCACUUCACUGCGGCGCCAUGGAAAACAUAAGCUACCCCUUCUGGGGAGGCGACCGGCCGGAGAACUGCGGCCGCCGUGACUUCAAGCUGACCUGCGAAGACGAUGUUCUUCGUAUAAACAUCUCUUCUGUAACUUACCGUGUUCUUGACCAUAAUCCCUCUGCAAAAACUCUCAGUCUUGCAAGAGAUGACCUCUGGGACUCUCCAUGUCCAUCCCUGUUCUUGAACAAUUCCUUGAAUCCAUCCCUUUUCGAAUUCUCCAGCUCCUUUGAUGCCGAGAACGUUUCUCUCUACUACCACUGCACCGUCGGUAGUCCGACGAGUCCCCCAAAUCCUUUUCUAAAUCGAUUCCUCUGUUGGGGGACUUGGAGCUUUUACCAGUACCCGAUUACGGAUGUAUCUGGGCUGGGAAGUGGAAUUCAAUGUGGACAUAGAAUUACUGUUUGGGUGAAUCAAUCUGUGGCCUCGAGUUUGGAAAUUCCUAAAUCUUCAUCUGUUGAUCUUCUACGGAAUGCUUUAAAGGAUGGGUUUUGGAUCCAUUGGACUGUGGAUGAUCUCGGCGGCUGCGACCGGUGCCUGCAAUCCGGCGGGGCCUGCGGCCAAAUUCCGACGUCGGGGAAGUUUGCUUGCCAUUGCAGGGAUGGACCUCAUGACUCCACCUGCAAUGAUGGAAAGGAGAAGUCGAAGAACACGGGGAUGAUCAUUGGCCUUCCUAUAGCUGGUGCAGUUCUUGCCGGCGCCGUGUUCGGAUGGCUGAUCUUUUACUACAAGCAGAGGCGGAAAGAUCGUAAGCAGCCGCUGGCAGCGCAGGCUGUCGCUAAGGACAUUACGACUCCUCAUCCUUCGAGCACGCCUUUGUCGACGCCUAAUUCGAGUAAUUUCACCAGAAGUAUUCCUUCUUAUCCCUCGUCGAACUCCGACCUCGACAGGGGCAGCUCAUCUUACUUUGGAGUUCAGGUUUUCAGCUACGCUGAGCUUGAACAAGCUACCGAUAAUUUCAACUCGUCUAGAGAGCUCGGCGAUGGUGGAUUUGGCGUCGUCUAUUAUGGGGAGUUGCCAGACGGUCGCACCGUUGCCGUCAAACGAUUGUACGAGAACAACUACCGGCGAUUGGAGCAAUUCAUGAACGAAGUCGAGAUCCUCACGCAGUUACGACACCCGAACCUGGUGGCGCUCUACGGAUGCACUUCGAAGAGAAGCCGGGAAUUACUGCUCGUUUACGAGUACAUACCAAAUGGAACAGUUUCCGAUCACCUCCACGGCAGCCACACGAAGUCCAGCCGGCUUUCAUGGCCGGUUCGUCUGAGCAUCGCUGUCGAAACAGCGGAAGCUCUGGGCUAUCUCCACAGAUCGAAGAUAAUCCACCGCGACGUCAAGACGAACAACAUUCUUUUGGACAACAACCUCCACGUCAAAGUCGCGGAUUUCGGGCUGUCAAGGCUAUUCCCGACGGGCGUCACUCACGUAUCGACCGCUCCGCAGGGGACUCCCGGGUACGUCGACCCCGAGUACUACCAGUGCUACCAUCUCACCGAAAAGAGCGACGUCUACAGCUUCGGAGUGGUUCUGAUCGAGCUUAUCUCGUCGCUGAUGGCUGUCGACACCAGCAGGCAUCGCCACGACAUCAACUUGGCGAACAUGGCUGUCAACAAAAUCCAGAACCACGCGUUGCAGGAGAUGGUCGAUCCGAGCCUCGGAUUCAAAACGAAUCCGAUCGUCCGGAGGAAGAUCACCCUCGUUGCCGAGCUGGCCUUCCAGUGCCUGCAGCCGGACAGGGAUAUGAGGCCCUCCAUGGAUGAAGUUCUUGAUGCCCUGAAAGGGAUUCACAGUGAUGACAUGAAUGCUAAUAAAGCAGAAGCUGUCGAAAUAUUAGUCGAUAGCGACGAAACGGGGCCGCUCCGCGGCAGCGCGGCGCCGUCGUCGCCGCCGGAGGCGUAGACGGGAAUGCUCAUCGGAGCAAUCCCUAAUUCUUAUGAAUCAUGUAGAAGUGUAGAGAUCAAAAGCCAUCUGAUGCCAAUUUUCUGUCUGUAUAAUUAUGGUUUUGAUGGUAACUAGACUCGUUUUUUUGUUUGUAAUGAGUAAUGAAUGAAUUAUUUGUACCUUGUUGUAAGGUAAUAAAGAUACCCAUUUAGAUAAUUCCCUUUUCUUCAAA